AAUGGCGGAAGAAGAGACAAAACCCACCACCACCACCGAGCACAAGAUUUCCGAGUCCAGUAACGAAGAUACUUGUCCAGACACCGCCGCACCCGUCAGUCCGGAGGACGAGGCCUACAAAAUCAUCGCCGCCAUUGACUUCGGGACCACCUUCAGCGGGUACGCCUACGCCAUGACGUCUAACAAGGAGACCAUAUACACCAAUCGGAACUGGGGACAGACGCAGGGAUUUCUUCUACAGAAAACACCCACGUGUCUUCUAUUGAAACCCAAUGGCGAGUUUGCAGCUUUUGGAUUCGAAGCCGUAUCCAAGUACAGCGACCUGACCGAGGAAGACGCCGCAGAACAUUACUAUUUUGACCGCUUUAAAAUGAAACUGUACGAUAACAAGAUUCUGAGUACUGAGAUCGUCGUUCAAGACGUUAACGGCAAGGAACAAUUGGCAGUGGACGUCUUCAGCCAAUCUCUGCUCUUUAUGAAGGGGCACCUGUUACGUCAGCUGGCGGGAGCUAUGGGUUACGAACCGGACCUCAAAACCAUUCGAUGGGUCAUUACUGUACCAGCAAUCUGGGACGAAAAUGCCAAACAGUUCAUGAGAGAAGCAGCUUACAAGGCAGAACUGAUUGACAAUACCCAUAGUAACCAGCUACUGAUCGCCCUUGAACCCGAGGCUGCGUCCUUGACCUGCAGAACCAUUCAGGCCAACAGCUUUAUAAACAAUACGGAUAAUCAGACGCCAAAACCAACAUUUGAACCAGGAACCAAAUACAUAGUAGUAGACGCCGGAGGUGGGACGAUAGACAUUGUGGCACACAAAGUGAGGAAGGACGGGAAAAUCCGCGAACUUUUCCGCGCUACGGGAGGAGCGUGGGGUGGUACCGUCAUAGACCAGCAGUUUAUUAACCUCUUGUUUCGAAUCUUUGGAGAGGAAUUCAUUAAGGCUUUUCACUCCCAGUUCCCGAAAGACUAUGUGGAAUUAUUGCAAGAUUUUGAAAUCAAGAAACGCGGCGAGAGUGAGAGCGUAAGAGUUUCCCUUCCCUACAACUUCUGUAAUUUCUCCCACGAGGGCAAAUCUGUACAAGACUGCAUAAAACACUACGCCGAGAAAUCGGGCCCCGCAGUCAAGUUUUCCUCGGGAAAGCUAGUGUUAUCCUCCGAAACAGUCGACUCUCUUUUUAAAGACCCUCUUGACCAAAUCAACGAUCACAUUGAGAACUUGCUAAAACGUCCUAAGCUCCGCGACCUAAACUACAUUUUUCUCGUGGGAGGGUUUGCGGAGUCUGCUAAGCUACAGUCUUCCAUUAAGAAAGCGUUCAGUGAUAGAGUUACCGUUCUUGUGCCUGAAGAAGCGAGUUUGGCGGUUGUGAAAGGCGCCGUGGCGUUCGGCUGCGAUCCUAGCUCCAUCUGUCAGAGAAUAUGUCGUUACACGUACGGAGUUGGGUCCUAUCUACCGUUUGAGGACGGCAAACAUCGAGAUGAUCUGAAGGUUGUAUCAGACGAACUAGUGCUGUGCAAAAACAUCCUACAGGUGUGGGCCGAGUGCGGAGAGGUCAUCGGACAUAAUGAAGUUUGGCGGGAAACCUACACACCUAUUAUUACCAAUCAGAGAGGGAUCAUAUUCGAGUUUUUUAAGUCGGGGAAGAAGAACGUUCACUACACAGACGAGGAGAGCGUGGAGAAGUGCGGGUGUCUGGUGGUGGAGAUGCCGGAUAUGACGGGGGACAAGGAGCGCGCAGUCGACCUCGAGGUCAUUUUUGGCGGGACAGAGAUCAAGGUCGUAGGAUACGAUCACACCAGUAAAACUCAUAGGGAGACUUAUAUAGACUUCCUUACGUCUUAAAACACAGCUUAAUUAGACGAUGUAAGUGUACCAGCUUCUAAACCAAACUAACAUGAAAAUCCAAGGACCUAGAUAUAACCGGUAUCAACUUAGCCCGAUUCAGUGUGUCAAAAGUGCUUACGCCAUCCAUGUGUUCAUCUUGAGCUACUUUUAUUUUUACUUAACUACCUUAAGUCAGCAUUACAUUCCACCAAGAAUAUUUUGCAAAUCACUGUCCUUCUCUUGUGAAUCUUGUAUAUAUCUUUACUUUGCAUAAAAAAUAAACAAAAUAUAUAAAUUUA
Messenger RNA from Saccostrea cuccullata (small rock oyster), 2121 nucleotides. RefSeq names its product heat shock 70 kDa protein 12A-like. The transcript has 4 exons. Bases 2 to 1840 code for a protein of 612 amino acids. The record is from RefSeq and is a predicted model, not a curated record. NCBI's taxonomy places the organism in Eukaryota, Metazoa, Mollusca, Bivalvia, Ostreida, Ostreidae.